Cyclospora cayetanensis is the source of this 759-nucleotide messenger RNA. RefSeq lists its product as uncharacterized. The transcript is spliced from 3 exons. NCBI's taxonomy places the organism in Eukaryota, Apicomplexa, Conoidasida, Eucoccidiorida, Eimeriidae. Gene Ontology annotation, cellular component: membrane. The coding region runs from base 1 to 759 and encodes 252 amino acids. Gene Ontology annotation, molecular function: starch binding. The record is from RefSeq and is a predicted model, not a curated record.
AUGGGCAUGGAGGCUGCAGCAGCCUUGGGACGCGGGGAUCCAUUUACCCUCGCCACGGCAUCUCCUGGAGGCGGCAUUGAAUUGUAUCUGCAGCAAGAUGACGCACAUCACGCCGCAGCCGCUAUUUCAGCAGCUCCUGAAACGCAGCAGCAGCGUGUGGGCCCGCAAGGAUCGGGAGCACCUGGCGUGAAGCAACCGCAGCGUCACCAGCACCAGCAUCAGCGAGAUGUCAGGGGCACACAAUCCGAGCUAACUUCCGCAGCAGCUCCGCAGGACGGCAAUCACCUUCAGCAACAGCAAGAUGGCCGCAGGGGUCCUCCGACAGAGGAGCGGCUUCGAAUACGUGAGAAGUACAGGGAGAGGCUAAAGGAACGGAAGCUGCAGAUUUAUCAAAGGGCCCUUGAGGAAGUCAUUCAGCGGGAAAAGGAAGGCUCCCAGAUGCAACUCGUCUUCCAGCUACAGCUACCUACAAGGUUUGGCGAGAAUGUGUAUAUGGUGGGAAAUGAGGCCUGCGUUGGGCGAUGGCGAAUGGAAGAUGCGCGCCCGAUGCACUGGAGCGAAGGAAACGUCUGGAGUACCGCACUUGCAAUCCCGAACGGACUUCAUCGGCUGGAGUACAAGUAUAUCAUCAAGGAGGGUUCUAGAGUUACAUGGGAACCUGGAAAGAAUCACAUCUGGGGGCCCCGUUCCCCCAUGGGGGCCCUUGCGUCGGGGGAACCCAUCACGAUCUGUGACUCAUGGGGGGGUGGCCUCGGGUAG